This is a messenger RNA of Halichondria panicea, 2192 nucleotides long. RefSeq names its product serine/threonine-protein kinase/endoribonuclease IRE2-like. Bases 57 to 2090 code for a protein of 677 amino acids. Gene Ontology annotation, biological process: protein phosphorylation; IRE1-mediated unfolded protein response; mRNA processing. Gene Ontology annotation, cellular component: IRE1-TRAF2-ASK1 complex. Lineage: Eukaryota; Metazoa; Porifera; Demospongiae; Suberitida; Halichondriidae. The record is from RefSeq and is a predicted model, not a curated record. Gene Ontology annotation, molecular function: protein serine/threonine kinase activity; ATP binding; RNA endonuclease activity. The transcript has a single exon.
ACUAUAAUACACACACACAGCUAUAUAUAGAAACAUAAUAAAGACUAUAUAGCAAAAUGACAAAGCCUCUGAGCAUAACCACUAUCGUUCUAGUCCUGACGAUAGGAUUCAAUCUUACAGUUACUUUGGAGCAAGACUGUCCAGUGAAGUGUACAUGUUACCAAUAUCUCAACAGGCAAGUUGUUGAAUGUACUGAAUUCGAAGAGACAGAUUUAAUUGGUUUUAAUAACCUGUCAGUGGAUACUACUGAUCUAAUUUUAAGAGAUGGUAGUUGGAGUAUUAUCGAUUUCGGUAGAUUUCCUUCUCAUCUAACAAAAUUGAUCACCAUCUCUAUUAACAACUUUACAACAAGCUACUUGAGCCGAUACUCGGAUUCCAUUCAUAAACAAACAUUUAAAGAAGUUCAGAAUGUUUCCAUACAGUUCACAAAAAUAAAUUUAAUACGAAAUGGUAUGUUUCAUUUUUUUCCAAAUAUUACUCAUAUCAUUUUAAAUAACAAUCGAAUCGACGAAAUUUACAAGAAAUCGUUCAGUGGCCUAAAAAGAAUUGAAUUUAUUAACCUAUCACACAAUAGUAUCGAAACGAUUGAAGAGAAUGCCUUCAUAAAUCUCAAAAUAAAAACAUUAGAUCUAUCGAAUAACAAAUUAAAAAAAGUGGAUAUUUGUUUAUUACGAAAAAAUUUAUCGACAACAUUAGUACUCUCACACACACCAGCAGAAGAAUGCAACACAUCUCAAGAUCUUGAGUACAAUUUUACAUUUUUAAUUUAUUGUGCUAUCCUCAUUAUUAUUACAACAGGUAUUAUCAAAAUAUACAAUCUAAAUACGCACAAAGUUGAACGCACACAGGAAAAAGUUAGUAACGAGAUACAUCACCAAACUGUGGGGAAAAUAAAGUUUUCUCCAAAAGAAAUUGGAAGAAAUGUAUUCAAAGGAGAAAUAAGUGGAGAUAAUAGAACGGUUGCGGUUAAACGAAGUAAAUUGAAUCCAUACAUAAAUGAAAUCCGAGAGCUUGAUAUACUGCUCCAACUCACGAAGAAAGAAGAAUCACAUAACAACGUCAUUCAGUACAUAAUGACAGAAACAGAUAAGGAAUAUCGGUACAUUGCAUUAAUCCCAGUAUGUGAAGGAACACUACACGAUGCUAUUUUAAACAAGAACAAAAUAGCUAACAAAUACAUGGCAACAGGUAGAGGAUCCUGCCUAGAACAGCUAGCAAACGGCUUAAAGUUCCUUCAUGAUAAAAAAGUCCAACACCGAGAUAUCAAACCAGAAAAUAUUCUUAUAAAGUACGAAGGAGACACUGCAAGAUUCAUUAUAUCAGAUUUCGAUUUGGGGCAUAUAACGGGAACAGAAUCAAAACACAAAACAAAUUAUGGCACAAUGGGAUGGGUAGCCCCUGAGCUCUGGGGUAAAGAAAAAAGAUUACCUGCUGUGGAUAUAUUCUCAAUGGGCUGUGUAUUCUAUUACGCACUAACUCGUGGCAAGCAUCCAUUCGGAGCAAUCACUACUAAGUCUGAGCGGAAAGAAUGCCAGGAUAAGAUUCUAGGCAUGAUGUCGCCAAUUCUGGAAGAUAAUGAGCUACAACUAGAGCACAUGUUCAUGAAGGUACAAGCCAAAGAUUUGAUCAAACUUAUGUUGACAUUUAAUGGCGAAGAACGACCAGAUGCUUCAGAAGUUUUAGAUCAUCCAUUUUUUUGGGAUGAUGAAGAAUUUCACAUAUUUUACAGAAAUGUAGGUGAUAAAUUCGAUGACAUUAAUGCAGAAAAGUAUGAAGAAUUACGAAAAUGCAUUAGAGAAAACUCAACUAAGGUGUAUCGCAACAACAACUGGAAAGUGCACAUCCAAGACAAAGUGAUCCGUGAUAGCUUCAGUGGAAAACGUGAAAAUGAUAUUUGUUCUUUAAUAAAAGUAGUACGCGACAAGAUCACACACUUCGAUAGAAUCAAAGCGAAAUCUUCAUCACAAUUUGAAAUUUACCGAAGAAAAGGCGGUGUACGAAUGUAUUAUGACACAAUCUUUCCGCGUCUUCUGAUCGAGAUGUACCACGCAGACCGAACAUUUCAAGCUCAAGCACAAGCUAGCACAUAAACAGUAUACAUAUACAUGUAAAUUGUUUUACUAUAAUUAUUUUUACUUAAAAGCGUGUUACAAUUAAUUCUGCAGAGAACAUAUGUAAGCCUGUGCAUGAUA